AUGACAAACAAGAAACUCAGCGAGAAAUUGCCGCAGCCAGGCGAAAGCGUUAUCACAAAGAAAGCCGAGUACGAGGUAGUGGUUGGUCGGAACUUGUGGGAUCUGAGAAUUGAGCGCCCCCAACAACGAUUCACAUUAAACACGUCACUGAAAAUUGCGGAACAAUGCCUUGAAUCAAUUGAGCAUUUGCACACGGUUGGAUUCCUGCACAGAGACAUAAAACCAGGCAAUUUCGCGAUUGGGCGACCGGAAGCAAACGAACAUCACACUGUUUUCAUGCUCGAUUUUGGACUGUGCAGGCAAUUCAGGUAUCAUCAAAUUUAUGAUGAAUUUUCAACAAUAAUGAAGUAUAUCGAUUCGCUAGAGUACGAAAGCAUCCCGGAUUACGAUCAUAUCUACUACUGUAUACAACACGCUGCCAAGGCGCAUCAUAUAGCACCGGACGAUCCGCUUGAUUGGGAUCCAGCACAUAAGUACCAUGGGCCAAUGAUAAAUCUCAACGAACGUCGAAACAGGAAAGACGAUAGGCACCUGGUCACCGCACGAACACAACGUUCCACUUGA
This is a messenger RNA of Gongylonema pulchrum, 564 nucleotides long. The record is from the annotation of a GenBank genome assembly. NCBI's taxonomy places the organism in Eukaryota, Metazoa, Nematoda, Chromadorea, Rhabditida, Gongylonematidae.